AUGGAGCCGUAUGGGAAUACAAGAAAUCUUAUAAACGGCCUUUCUUUGGGGGAUUUUGCAAUAGUAAUCGUUGAUUGCAGUUUGGAUUUCAAAUCCACCUAUACUACUAGAGAUUUCCUUGAACCAUGCUCCCUUGCCAGGGCAUUUGGCUUCAAAGAAUUGAUUUGCUGUUGGAAUAAGAUGGAUCUUCUUCGCUACUCUGAAGAACACUUCAAAAAACUACGAAACAAGGCUGUUAGAUAUUUCGGUGACCUUGGAUUCAAGGUUAUAAACAUCAGAUUUGUGCUUAUUUCUGCAUUACGAGGGGAAAGCAUAACUGGGAGGAGGACACCUUGUUUGAGCUCGUGGUCAACUAAGGUGGAGGCGAUUCGAUUGAACGGAAGAGAAGUCGCAAAAGUCACAAUAGGAGAACGGGUGGAGCUAGUGGUUAAAGCUUCUCGUCACCCGGUUAAAGAGGUGCUCGCUUUCACUGCUGAAAUCCUAGUCGUAGACCCCACCUCUAAUUUCACCGAAGGGGCAGAGCAAUAUAUAUGUACAGUUCACGAGCCUGAAUUCCGUGUUGUGUUGUCUUCAAUAGAAAAUUCGUUGAACCGCAAAACAGGAAGGGGGAACAGGCAUUCUUCGAACAUCUUAAAACCUGGCGACUUAGGGAUUGUUUAUUUUGCGGUUUUAGAGGAAGCUGUGAUUGAAAAAGGGUGCAACUACCCUUCAAUGGGGCGUGUGAUUACUGAUGUGGAGACUGAACUCGUGGAAUUAUGUCCUAAACCAGCUAAAACUGGUUCUUCUUCUUCUUCUGGGUCAGUUUCGUUUAGUCGUGCUUGUGUUAUCAUGGUAGAAGACGGGAAGGUGCAAAUCGAAAAGUUUGACGGGAAAAAGUUUGGUUGGUGGAAGAUGCAGAUUGAAGCAUUACUUUGUCAGAAAGACAUAGAUGUAGUGCUUGAGGAUAUGGGAUCUUAUUCUGGGCGAAGAUGUCAGAAGAAGAAAUUCAGCUGGAUCAUCGGGUGA
Molecule: messenger RNA, 1005 nt
Organism: Helianthus annuus (common sunflower)
Lineage: Eukaryota; Viridiplantae; Streptophyta; Magnoliopsida; Asterales; Asteraceae
Exons: 6
Coding region: 1-1005 (334 amino acids)
Biological process (GO): translation; translational elongation
Molecular function (GO): translation elongation factor activity; GTP binding; GTPase activity
Source: RefSeq, a predicted model, not a curated record